AGAUAGCAGCAGUAUAAUAUUAACUAGUGGGCUUCUGUUCCUGUAUCUGCCAAGCCUGUGCAAGCGAUACUGUGGAGCAUUCCGGUGGACUGUAACAUCCUGCUGAUAUACAGCUUCUACCCUGUCAUGCUGCUGUUGUUGUCCGAGCAACCAUUAACAGCACAGUAUCAUAUUUUCCUGCCUUUUGUUCCAUGCUGAAUAUUUCAAUCAGCUGUAGCAGGAUUUGAAUGCAACAAAAACAGAAGGGAUUUCUUUUCUGGCAGGAAGAAGCAGUGUGCGCACUGGGGUCUGAUUGUACAGGUUAGACCUUGAAGAAGCAGCAGCAUCCUUCUUAGCAAGGCAAUGCAGGAUUAAAGAUUUUCCUCUGGGCUGGUGAAUAUUGCAAGGCCCCUUGCUUGCUUUGCAUGCUUGCCGACUGGAUGUCAGUGCUAGUCAGCUGCUCUCCCUGUUUACCCAAAGGGGAUUUGUUUGAAGUGCACACAUGAACAGGCAGCUCGGGAGCUAGCUAGCUUGGCAAGAGCUGGAAGAUAAGCGCUUUGGAAAAUAAAAUCAGCAGCAGUAUGCCUGUUUCUGCUACUGCCGUCCGACAGGAAAGGUUUAAGAAGUCAAGUACGAGGCCGACUCUACCUGUUUUAUUUACUAUUAAUGAAGAGGAUGAGCAGCAAAGGAAUGGAAAUGCCAGAAAGCAGAAAGCAGCCGACACUCAGGCUAAACUAGAUGCGAAGAAAGCUCAGGCAUCCAGUCGCCCUUCUUCUGCUGCUUCAGGACAAAGCAACAACACUGGAAACAAACUAGAGUCACUAGUACUGAAGGUUGAUGAAAGGCAAAGGCUUGCCAGAGAACGGCGGGAGGAGCGUGAAAAGCAGCUAGCUGCCCGGGAAUUUGCCUUUUUAGAAAGGGAGGAAAGGGCUAAGCAGUACUAUGAAAAGCACCUGGAAGAGCGGAAGAAGAAAUUAGAAGAGCAGCGAAUAAAGGAAGAAAAGCGACGAGCUGCCGUAGAGGAAAAACGAAGACACAGGCUUGAGGAACAAAAGGAGCGACAUGAAGCUGUUGUUCGAAGGACGACUGAGAGAAGCCAAAAAGUAAAACAAAAACCCAACAGGUGGUCGUGGGGAGGAGCAAUGCACAACAGUGCCGUCAACAGCAGUGGUUUUGUUGAAUCCGCUUUCCCCUUUCUCGAUUUAGCAGGCCUGGAGCACCACUUCCAUGGUGCUUGUGGUUUUUGCAGAUAUGGAACAAAAAUGCAAUAUGCAGACCGGCGGUCUGUUUCCACCAUGAACCUCUCGAAACAUGUUGAUCCAGUCAUUAGCAAGCGGCUCUCCUCCUCAUCUGCAACAUUAUUAAACACUCCAGACAGAGCCUUACAGAAAAGGAUUUCGAACUUUAUCAAACUUCAGUCAAAGCCACGUUCCUCCUCCCGAGGAAAGCCCUCUCAGGAUCCACAGCCAGGUGUUCCUGUGGAACGAAAAUCGCGUCGCUUGCAGCUCAGUCCCUGGGAGAGCAACAUUGUCAGUCGGCUGCUGACCCCAACCCAUUCCUAUCUGGCAAGGAGCAGAAGUGCUGUUUCUUUGUCUGGAGAGAUAGUUAUCCCCAUUUGUCCCCGUUUAGCAUCUUUCAGUCCCAUGACUCCAGCAUCCUACAAGCCUACCCACUGUAGAAGUGUGGAAAGACCAAGGGCUAGUGUCUUGAGUUCAGAGGUCACUAGCCACAGGAGAACUGUGCAUUCAGUAACGAUUGAUAAAAAGGAAAAAGAUAAAGAAAAUGAGCAAGAGAAGAAAGGUUUAUCAAACCUCACUGCUGCCCCCCCUGCAACCUUGACAGUCAGGAGGUCUCUUUCACCUUCUAAUGUGAGAAGUAGAGCAAAGGCGCCCUCUCCAGCUCGAGUGCCUCACAAAACCCCUCCCUUGCCUGGUACUCCUAAGCAAUUAAAAUCCCCUCCCCAAUCAGCUGUGGACUCACCGGCUCACAACCGUCCACUGUCGCCUGGCAACGUGCGGCCAGUGCGAACUGAAACCAACAGAGUUGAAGAGGGUGAGCACCUAGACGUGAGAGAGGAAAGCACAGAAGAUAUGCAACCAUCAAAUAAACCAAAAUCAGAUCAUCCAGCACCUACUAAAGACACUGCACCUAAACCAGAGACUCUUAUAGAAUCUGUUCCAGUCCUGCCUCAGCCACAGGCACAGGCUCCAGCCUCGCUGCCUCCCCAACCAGCAGCCGCCAUGGCAAAACCAUCAGCCGGCACUACCGACCCCGAGGAAGCCACACGACUGCUGGCUGAGAAGAGACGACAAGCCCGGGAACAGAGGGAGAAGGACGAAGAAGAGCGAAGGCAGAGAGAGGAGGCUGAAAGGCGAGGGCGGGAGGAGAUGGCUCGCCGGAAGGCUGAGGAGAAGGCUCGCCGGGAGGAGGAGGCCCGACUGCAGGGAGAGGAGAGGAAGAGAAGGGAGGAGGAGGAGAGGCGUGCCGAAGAGGAACAGCAGCAGAAGCUGGCCGAGAAGAGAGCACAGAAAGAGAGAGAAGAGGCGGAGCAGAAAGAGGAAGAGGAAGCUCGUCUGCGGGAGGAGGAUGAGAGGAUGAGAUUAGAACGGGAGAGAAAAUUCCAGAAAGAGGAGCAGGAGCGCUUGGAAAGAAAGAAGCGACUGGAAGAAAUCAUGAAAAGAACAAGAAGGUCUAAUGGUGCUGAUAAGAAACCUGUUUCACAAAGGAAUGGGGAGGUGUCCCAGCAGACCAAAACAGAAGAAACAGUGCCCAGUCAAAUGCCUGAACAGACCCCUCAGUCUGUAAAGAUAGAGCAGAAGUCACAUGAGGAACCAGCUGCACAGUGUACACGCAGCAAUGGCCAUGGCCAACUGAGCAUUUUGCAUUCACAUCCAGCUCCAGUAACAGAGGAAAGCACUUCAACUAUUGUUAAACAACCAAAAGAAAAUGGCAUUUCCGUACAGAAUGACAGUUUUGAAGAGGUGAUUAACCUCCCUGUUGGAACCAAAACAUCAAAGCUGGACUUGACUGGAGAAGGAAGCCAGGAUGUCAGCGCAAUUAUUCCUGUACUUGCAUUCAAAGAGAAUGGUUCUCUGGGAUCAUUGGCUAAUGCUGAAGGUGUUCAAUCACAUCAGACAGCGGAAGUCAUCUGAGAAUUCCAGCUGAAAGGAAGUGAAAUUGGCAAAAGCAGCUGCAGUUCUUUUUCUUUUUUGUUUUUUAUAUAUACCAAGGAGUGAUUUGGGGCUAUUUUCCUGAUCUGGCACUUUGGAAGAAGUCAACAUAUUUUAUAUCAAAGAUUGAAGCAGACUGGAUACCUUUUAUUGUUAAAUGACCAGCUAAUGUUUCUCACCACUUUAUAACGCUGUGUGUGUAUUGUGUUAAACAGCUCCCUUACACCAGUUUAGAUUUCCUGUAUCCUCAGAAAACAAAAGAUUUAAAUGUUGUGUGCGACUGUGACGGGAAGAGGGGAAUGAUUUUGUUGGGUGUUACAAAUGACUGUAAUCUGAAAUCCGCUACAAUUUUACACAUAUCAUACUUGAAGAAGCCUCAUUGCUUUAGAAGUAGCUGCUAAUGGGGUGUUAAGUUUAAACCUGAAAGUUUAAAUUUAAUGACCGAGAACCUGUAUAGGGGUGCACACUCUUAAACCGUUUUCUCUUUGUAAACCAAGAAUAGUCUUGGAAAGUUAUACAACACUGAUGUCUCCUAGUUUUUUAACUAAUGUAAAAAUGUGGAAAAUAUAUAGUAAAUUUAAUAUUUUCAAUUAUGAAUAAAACUGUUCGCUUGAGCAGGUUAAGCUUUGUUAAAUGUUUUGGCAAAGCAGCCAGGAGAUGUAUUAAGUACACAUUCAAUACCAGAAGUAGUAUGAUUGUUGGAUUUAAUAGCAUUGGUCCAAUAGAUAUUGCCAGUAUAUAAACAACAUACAACCCCACCCCCCCCCCCCCCACCCCGAUUUUUAGAUUUAAAUCGAAUUUCUUAAACUGCUGCUACUUUAUGAAUUUCCUUUGCCUUAUCGGCUCAUGAGAGUAAAUGAGGUUCGAGUGAUUGUGGAAGUCUUUGUGUUUACUCGUUUCAGAGCAGGGGGACAUGGAGUUUGAAAUGCAUUCCUAAAAUGUGACUUUCCCUUAGUUUUUUGAACUUUUGAUAUAUACUGAGCAUCAAAAGAAACUUAUUUAUAUUUGGAUAAAAUUCACUAGAUGUGAUCGAAAAAUAUAGCAGGUGCAGUGACUUUUUAUUGUGCUGAUUAACAAUUGACAUCACGAAGAUGCUGCAAAAUGAUCUGUCAAUCUUGGGCAGGUGUUUUGACUCUUGGUCUCCCAGUUUGUGGCCUGUCAUUGACAGAGUGUGUCUGGUUAUACCAUCUCGCCAGGUUUGAAAUUGCUGGCUGUGAGCACCCAAGACGGCGAGCCACAGUACGCUGCCCUAGUCCAGCCUCCAACAUGCCGAUUGCACGGAGGCGCUGCUCUCUUGACAGACGUGGCAUAUUCUUUUUUUUCUGUGAUUUUCUUUUUUGCUUUUAUUCAAGCUUGCAAUUCAGCAGCUGAAAUCACUCCAUAUCCAGUGUUCAAUCAACUGUCUCACUAAUUAGGUGCAUAUGCUUCAGUCAGUCACUCAAGUGUGGCAUGGUCAAGAAUGAAUGAUCGAGUGAUUAAAAAAGAAACUGCCCAUCAUUUAUAUACCUUAUUUUUUUUUUAAUAAACGUGUUAUAAUAGUGAUAAGUUUCUUUUGGUGCUCGGUAUAUAUUCCAUUAUUUCUGCAACACUUGAACCAUUUAACUUCCAUCUCACACAUUUUAGGCAUUGUUGCUAUAGAACAUGGUUGUCAAAGCUUUGCAACUUUUAGGGAGUGCAGACCUGAAUUGUUUAAAGACUACUAAAAUUCCUACGUAAUACAGUAUAAGCACUGGCUGGACUUUAAAUCCAGCUUUAAUCUGAUUUUUGACUAAACUGUUACGCAGAUGGCAAAA
Molecule: messenger RNA, 4942 nt
Organism: Acipenser ruthenus (sterlet)
Lineage: Eukaryota; Metazoa; Chordata; Actinopteri; Acipenseriformes; Acipenseridae
Product: ensconsin-like
Exons: 20
Coding region: 561-3131 (856 amino acids)
Biological process (GO): microtubule cytoskeleton organization
Cellular component (GO): microtubule cytoskeleton
Source: RefSeq, a predicted model, not a curated record